This is a messenger RNA of Calidris pugnax (ruff), 8274 nucleotides long. It is a transcript of the gene EXOC6B, whose product is annotated as exocyst complex component 6B. Gene Ontology annotation, biological process: Golgi to plasma membrane transport; intracellular protein transport; exocytosis. Gene Ontology annotation, cellular component: membrane; exocyst. Bases 106 to 2655 code for a protein of 849 amino acids. The transcript has 25 exons. The record is from RefSeq and is a predicted model, not a curated record. Lineage: Eukaryota; Metazoa; Chordata; Aves; Charadriiformes; Scolopacidae.
GCCGCACGGAGCAGAGCGGCAGCGGGCGGCCCCGGCGCUGAUAACUGCCCGGGGUGGAGAGGGCCGGGCAGGUGGGUCGGCUUGGCCGGCCCGGCGUUCGACUUGAUGGAGCGGGGGAAGAUGGCGGAGCUGGAGAGCCUGGAGACGGCGGCGGAGCACGAACGGAUCCUGCGGGAGAUCGAGAGCACCGACACGGCCUGCAUCGGCCCCACGCUCAGGUCUGUCUAUGAUGGAGAAGAACAUGGUCGUUUCAUGGAGAAGCUGGAAGCACGGAUCAGAAACCAUGAUCGUGAGAUUGAGAAAAUGUGCAACUUCCAUUACCAGGGCUUUGUGGACUCCAUCACAGAGCUGCUGAAAGUUAGAGGAGAGGCUCAAAAACUGAAGAAUCAAGUGACAGACACCAACCGAAAGCUGCAGAAUGAAGGAAAAGAAUUGAUAAUAGCAAUGGAAGAGCUGAAGCAAUGCCGAUUACAACAGAGAAAUAUUUCAGCGACGGUUGAUAAGCUAACGCUGUGUCUUCCUGUCCUGGAGAUGUACAGCAAACUGCGAGAGCAAAUGAAAUCUAAAAGACACUACCCUGCGCUGAAGACCCUUGAGCACCUUGAGCACACAUACCUGCCCCAAGUGAGCCACUACCGCUUCUGCAAGAUCAUGGUGGAUAAUAUUCCAAAGCUGCGUGAAGAGAUCAAAGAAGUUUCUAUGUCAGACCUCAAGGAUUUCCUGGAGAGUAUCCGUAAACACUCUGACAAGAUUGGAGAGACUGCAAUGAAACAGGAUUGCAGAUACAAUCAGUGGAAAAUAAUUGCCAAGAUAUUCUUCAGUCUUCUGCUCUCUCCAAAUGUUAAGGCACAGCAGCAAAGAAACCUGGACAAUAUUGUAUCACAGCAUCCAAGGAUAAGCGGGGGGAAGAAGUCCAAGAAAGAAGUCUGCGCAAGCUCAGAUCUGGAGGUAAAAAACACUAGCCCCAUGUCUGAGCAAGAUUCGGGUAUCCUGGAUGUUGAAGAUGAGGAUGAGGAUGAAGAGGUGCCUGGGGCCCAGGACCUGGUGGACUUCUCGCCGGUGUACCGAUGCCUGCACAUAUACUCUGUCCUGGGUGCCCGAGAAACCUUUGAGAACUACUAUAGGAAACAGAGAAGAAAACAAGCCAGAUUGGUCCUGCAGCCUCCUUCAAACAUGCAUGAAACUUUAGAUGGCUACAGGAAGUAUUUUAAUCAAAUUGUAGGGUUUUUUGUAGUGGAAGAUCACAUCUUGCAUACAACACAGGGCUUGGUAAAUAGAGCCUAUAUUGAUGAGCUGUGGGAGAUGGCGUUAUCAAAAACUAUUGCAGCACUAAGAACACAUUCAUCCUACUGCUCAGACCCAAGCCUGGUGUUAGACUUGAAGAACCUCAUUGUCCUCUUUGCAGAUACACUCCAGGGCUACGGCUUCCCGGUGAACCAGCUCUUUGACAUGCUGUUGGAGAUCCAAGACCAGUAUAGUGAAACCCUGCUGAAGAAAUGGUCAGGAGUUUUCAGAAAUAUACUUGAUUCAGAUAACUACAGCCCCAUACCAGUGACAAAUGAAGAAGUUUAUAAGAAGAUAGUUGGACAGUUCCCAUUCCAGGAUGCAGAACUUGAAAAGCAACCGUUUCCAAAGAAAUUCCCCUUUUCUGAGUUUGUGCCUAAAGUUUACAAUCAGAUUAAGGAAUUCAUCUACGCCUGUCUGAAGUUUUCGGAAGACCUUCAUCUGAGCUCCACGGAAGUUGAUGAUAUGAUUAGAAAAUCUACAAAUCUGCUGCUGACCCGAACGCUGAGCAACUGUUUACAGAAUGUCAUCAAGAGGAAAAACGUUGGGCUGACAGAGCUUGUACAAAUUAUUAUAAAUACGACCCAUUUGGAGAAAUCUUGCAAGUUCCUAGAGGAGUUCAUAACCAAUAUCACUAAUGUACUUCCAGAAACUGUCCACACUACGAAACUCUACGGGACCACAACCUUCAAGGAUGCCCGCCAUGCAGCUGAGGAGGAGAUUUACACUAACCUGAACCAGAAGAUAGACCAGUUCUUGCAGCUGGCAGACUACGACUGGAUGGCCAUGGAGCCAGGCAGCAAGGCCAGCGACUACCUUGUAGAUCUUAUUGGCUUUCUCCGCAGCACGUUUGCUGUGUUCACCCACCUCCCGGGGGAUGUAGAUGUCCACUCUACAAUGUCGGGGAAGGUGGCACAGACGGCUUGCAUGUCAGCGUGCAAACACCUCUCCACCUCGCUGAUGCAGCUGCUGCUGGAAGCUGAAGUGCGGCAGCUGACGCUGGGCGCCUUGCAGCAGUUCAACCUGGAUGUGGAGGAGUGUGAACAGUUUGCCAGAUCCGGCCCAGUGCCUGGGUUCCAAGGGGACACGCUGCAGUUGGCCUUCAUCGACUUGAGACAACUCUUAGAUCUGUUCAUCCAGUGGGACUGGUCAACGUAUUUGGCUGAUUACGGGCAACCCACGUGCAAGUAUCUUCGCGUGAACCCGACGACAGCCCUCAUCCUGCUGGAAAAGAUAUCACGAGUGAUGAGAGACACGAGCAGAAAAAACAACGUUUUUGCCCAGUUUCGGAAAAACGAGAGGGACAAACAGAAGCUGAUCGACACCGUGGCCAAGCAGCUCCGCAGCCUGAUCAACAGCCAUCACUCGUGAGGGACUCGAGGACCUCCUGCUUACGCCAGUCCCUGCGCCACAGCCUUCCACAUGCCUGGACUUGGGAUUCUUGUUCAAAGAGAAUAUAUGUAUUUUUUUAUUCACCUGUAUAGUAUUCAUGAAACCUACCCUGAUAACAAAACGUUCCUUGUUAAACAAUCCCGGGAAGAUAGGUGGCACUCCUUGUGAGGGUGGUGUCAGGAGUCUCCUAUUAUAAACUCCUAUUUUCAGGGGUUUAUGAAGUGACGGUAAAUCCUGAAGCCUGAGAGAGAAGUUCACACCCAGACUUUUUUUUUUUUUUUUUUAUAAGCCAAAUUGAAAGAAUGGGUCUGACUCCCUUUUGUUAACUUAUUCAGUUGCAGAACAAAUGAAAACAAAAAAUACAGGGAGGAGUCAUGGUUUCGGGUUCUUCUCAUGGGCUCCGGUAAAAGGAGCACACGCUUAGAAAGAGGGUCACCCGUUAGCUUGUCUUACCAACUUGCAUAUUGGAAUUAGGUAGCAAAAGAGGCAAACUGAUUUCCCAACUUUUCUCCUCUUUUUCCUGUAAGGGCUGAUUCCCACCUUAGGCUGCAGAUCACUGGAGCUGCAGCCCUUUUCCCGUGCAUCUGUAGUCAGUGUUGCCACCCGCUGAGCUCCACUUCUAGGACCUGCUGGUGUCUUUUGGAACCUGCACUGAAUGUAGAAGGGCUUCAGGAGCUGCCUCGUUGAUUAGAUUUGGAAAGGGAGAACCAGAAGGUAACCUGUGAGGGUGUCCUGCAGUGCUGGGUACUGGGACACUGCUGCUUGCAUCCAGCCUGGUGGGAUAGCAGGGGAGGAGGGAUGCUCAGCAGGGAUGGUGCAAGGGCAGACCUGGGCUCUCCCAGUAUCCAGGACACUCUGUUCAGGUGUUUUUCCUCUCCUUGCACCUCUUUUCCAUGCUGGUGUCCCGUCUUCCCUCUCCUCCUGAUACAGUGUGACGGGGUAAAGUCCCUCUGCUUCCUGGGAGCACUCUGGCUUGAGCUGUGCGAGGAGCAGCCCUGCAAACUCACCGCUGACCAGGAUGCCAAGUGGGAACCUCCUGGAAGUCCCCAAAGUAGAGGCAGUGGGAGAUGCCCCAUAGAGCAGCAUCGCUCAGCAGCCCCCAGCUCAGAAGUGCCUACAGACAAGAUUCCCCUCUCUGUUCUGGAUGUGCCCAAACAUCCUCUGCUCAAAUCAAGACAGCUUUGAGGAGGACAGUAACUCUACCAUCAGGACUUUAACCCCAGCAUUCAGGUUACAGAGAGAGGGGACUUUCACCCUUAUCUUCUCAUUACCCUUUCGACUCUAAUUACUACAGGUGAAGGCUUAUCCAGCUGGUUCCCCAACCUCCCAGCACUGAUGUUAAAGGGAAUUUAAAUCUUUCUAGUGUAUGUCACGGCCCUGGCAGUGCCGCUUCAGCAGGGACAUGAGUUGUGCCCGUUUCCUACCCUUGUUUGAAGGCAGUGGGUGUUCAGCUCUCCAGCCACUUCUGGAAGCAGAGAGGUGUUUUGCUGACCUGCAGAGCGAGGUUCCUUCUCCUUCCCCUCCCUCGGCUCAAAAUCCCAGAGCUAUGGAGGGGCAGGACUUGUUCAAAAUGGCAUUUGCAGAAGGGUAGCAGCACUUUCCUGAUGCGUUCAGUCCCUCUGCUCUCUGACCACAUGCACUUUUUGCUUUGUAUUUCUUGCCUGAGGAGCUCUUCUGACACUCAAGCUCUGGAUGCAUGAAGAGGAUGGUGCUUUAUCUUCCCUCCUUGUUCCUCAGCAAUACUUUUUUGUUUGUUUUCUUUUUGAUAAGGGUACGUGUUAAUUAACCCUGAAAGUAAAUAGGCUCAUUGUCAGCAAUGACUUUCUGGGGCUGUCAUCUUGUCCCAGCAGUCUCCAGCCACAAGGACCAGUGGAUUAUAUUCAUUAUUAGGAGGGAAGAGCCAAACUUGGCUUUAUGGUUCCUUGUUUUUGGCGGGGGGAUCAGAGGUUACUUUUUGUCUUAAUGCCUCUUUGAAGUACCUGUAAGAAGGAUGGAGGAAAAAAGAAGCAGCUGAAUGAAAGUUGGUGUUAGGAUGGCCAGAAAGGGAUCAUCUUCCUAGAUACAUCUACAUACAACCCAGCAAAGGCUUUCAGAGGGACAAAUGAAAAUGAACUUGGUCCAGUCCCUGCUGGCAGCCGCUUUCCUGCUUUCCAAAAUGCUGGACCUGAGUGUCAACCAGCCUGAGGGAGUCAGUCCUCUGUGAGCCCCAGGGGAUUCCCAGCUCAAUCUUGGUAUCCCAAAUCCUGCACAACCAAGAAGGAAAAACUGCCUGGCUUGCCGGACUCCCAUAGGAAACUCUUCCUCACUGAAUUGCUGGGGAAAGGAAGCAAACUGGUCCUUAUGGUCCCGGCAGUGAUAGGAGAGCCCUCAACCCUCCCACCAAGACAUGUCCCAGGAGUGGCUGGACCAGGGGGCACUUUAUUCCUCCUCCCCAUCCCUCGGCAGUGCCACCAUGGAGACAGAGUGUGAAGGGGGUUGCAAAAGCAGGUGGGAUCAUCUGGUUCUAGCAUCAGACCUGAACUCCUACCCAGAGGAUGGAGAUCGAAACAAAAAGCCCAAGUACCCCAUGGUAGCAGUAACAGGGGAAGCUUCAAUCCACAGGGCACUUCAGUUAAGGGCCAUUAAAUAGUAACAAGCACUUUAAAAUCCUUCAGAAUCAAGCUGCUACAGAUGCUGGCAACAGCAUCACUGAGCAUCAGCAAGCAUGACAAAUAAGGCUUGCUGGCAUUUCCAGUUUUUAUUAGUGGGAGGAUAGACUGUCCAACACAAUUUUUAGUCGCUUUUGUCAGCCGCUGGCUGUGCUGCCCGGCGAGGCGGCGCUUUGCAGCCGGGAUUGUGCAGCCUCUUUGCAGCCCCUCUGUGCCAGGGGCAGGAUGAAGGGAGAAGGAGCAGGCACUGCAGGGCAGCACCACCUCCGGUCCCCAAGAAAUGGGGAAGAGGCUUUGAGCUGCUGUUGGUGAAAGUGAAAAGAAACAUCUGCCACCACCUUGAAAAUCCAUUUUUUUUUUCCCCCAAGGGGUGACCCCUGUAUUGCAUUGUGUGAGAUGUACCCUCAAAAAAUUCCCAAAGCUGCUGGGCAAGACCUUGUUUCAGAUGCUCCAGACAGCUCCCAGCCUUCCCCAUCCCACAUCUGGGCUCUCUUUCCCCUCUCUACUGAGCUUUGGUAAACAGAGGAGUGACACGGCAUUGCCGUGCCUUCCCGGGAUGGAUUUCCUUGCUCCUUUAAGCUCUGCUCGGAGAGGUCGGGAUGGGGAUCCUGCGAACUGGCUUCUGGCACUCAGGACUUGCUGCUGGGAAAGUCAAGCUCGGCCAAGGGAGAGAUGCAGCGCGUUUCUGAUUUCAGGAGGUCAAGCGCCUAACCGCAAGUCACAGACCAGGAUGAAAAAUGGUAUUUUGGUGCUCUGGUCUUAAUUAACUUUUUGUUCCAAGAGAUGCAGUUCCAUCCCUUCAAAAUAAAAUUAAUCUUUUAAACAGAUUGCUUAAAAAGCCCUGGAAGACAUUUAAAAUCCCCUCUAAAUCUCUUACUAAUGAUUGGUAUCCUCCGAUACGGAUGGUAUUGCUUAUGAGGGAAAGGUUGUUGCUAUAAAUUUAUAAGCAGUGGGAAACAGGGGCAGAACCCACUGCUGUAAUCAAAGAUUUGCAACCCCCAAAACAAAUAAUGUUAUUAACUCCUCCAUGUACAUACAUUGAAUCCACCUUUUUUUUUUUUUUAAGCACUGACUAUAGAAAAGACUGGGUUUCCCCCCCCGCCUCUUCCCCCACCCAGCAAACAUAUUUCAGCACCAAUGGGGAAGAAAAAUAUUAACAGAAAAGACAAGUUUGGCUUUCUGAGAACCAUUUGCACAUCUUAUCUUCUUUAUAAUCUUCAGGGGCUGUACAGGCAGAGGUUGGGGAUAAUUUUAUGUAAGGUCUUUAAAGUGCUAACUUGCAGCCCAAACCAUACCUAUGCGGGAGGGAGAUUGCCUCUGUUAGACAUCAGCAUGUGUGCGUGUCUGUGAGAGAGAAGAGGAGAUUUUUUUUAUGGCGUUUUGGUUUUUUGUUUUUGGUUGGUUUUUUUUUUUAUUUUAUUCCUAGGGCUGGAGUUCAAGUCAGAUGCUCUUAGCAAUUUUGCACUUUGUUCUACAUCCAACUGCAACUCCAGGCUCCGAUGUGGGGGGGAGAAGCUGGCUGGUGCUUUAUUCAAGGGCCUGAUUCGGUUUUGUUUUCUUAAAAAUUGACUGCUUUUGUGCCGCUGUGAAAAUGGGUGUUUGGGCAGAAGGCGUGGGUGUUUGCACACUGGCUCCAAACUGUUUGCAAGAUGCUGGGAGGCAGUGUGGAAAGCAGAGGUUGAGAUGGAGCUGGGGCCACACUGGUGGCUUUGGCUGCUGUCGGCGCUUCCUGCGCUGAAGUUGGUUUUAGGGCAAAAUCUUUCCCCCCUGCCAAGCUAGCGAUGAUGGGAAGUGGCAGGUGAGGGAAGUUUGCAGUAGGUGUCUCUCCAGCAUCCUUUCAAAGCCCAGGGAGAGACAUCUUUGGCCUUGGUUGUUUCCUGCCUCUCUACCACACCUCCGUUUGGCUUUUCUCUUUAAUUCUGGGUUAGGUUUGCUGCUUUUUUUGAAGUAGCAAGUAGUUUGGAGCAUCAGACCACCCUCCCACGCCCUGGCUGUAUGCAUGUCCCAUCCCGGAAUGCUGCAGGGCUGCUGGGGUCUCUGUGUGUCAUUUGCUGUGGCUUUGUGGUGCCCAGAGACCCUGUGUGUCCGUCCCACCCUCAGUGUGACUCGUGUGUUUAUCACACAGCUGGGGAGCUUGAAGGGAACACAAAUGCAAAUAAAUCUCAUCACAAAUAACUUCAAGAUGGGCCCUUCUCUGCUGUCAACAGGGAAAGUUGUGAGUUUGAGGGAAGCGACCCAAAUAUAUCGUGGUCUGGGGAGGAUUCACCCCAAAAACAGUGGGUGGAGAAGGGGUGCUCAGGCUGUGACCUGAGGACUGGUUGAUUUGCUUCACCUCCAAAGAUGCUGCUGCUCUGGUCUUUUUGAAGCCCCUCUUUUGGACCCAGGGCCACGCUGGGUGCUCAGGGCUGAGCUGGGGGAGCUUUGGCUGGAGUGAGUAUCCAUCCCACCUGCAGCUCCUCCUGCCUGGGGGCAGCACCCCAAAACCUCCGCAGGCGACUCAGCAUCGUGCUUCUGGGAUCCAGUCCGCACCGAGUUGUUUUCUGCCUUGGCUCAUCCCUCUAAAUUUAUUUUGACAUGAAAACACACCCGCGCCCUCAUCCCUCCCUGUCCACUGGCUGCUUGUGUUGCCUUUUCUCAUUUUUCUGGGGGGUCAGAAGGACGUGAUUUUGUAAACUAAUGUGGUGAAAACAGCUUUUUUUGCACAAGUCGUUGCACAAUAAGGGGAAAAUUUAGUAAAUUAGGUUUAACUUUAAAGGGAACUUUUUUUUUUUCCUUAAAACUCACUAGCAGAGCUACUGAUAAAAAGAAAAAAAAAGAGAUGGACUAAUUAAAAAAUGGACUGCAUGGUUUACAGGUUAAAUUGCGUUAGAAAUUAGCAUGUUGAUUUCAACUGUACAUUUAUCCUAUUGUAACUUCUAUUAAACAAUACAGCAUAUAACUGUUUAAAUAA